Penicillium vulpinum is the source of this 888-nucleotide messenger RNA. Its product is annotated as SGNH/GDSL hydrolase family protein. Lineage: Eukaryota; Fungi; Ascomycota; Eurotiomycetes; Eurotiales; Aspergillaceae. Gene Ontology annotation, molecular function: hydrolase activity, acting on ester bonds. Bases 1 to 888 code for a protein of 295 amino acids. The record is from RefSeq and is a predicted model, not a curated record. The transcript has 5 exons.
AUGAAGAAUCUCGAUGAUCUUGCUCCUGUGACUGGUGAUGGGACAGUUGCUGCGACGCCCUUGAAACCUCGAGACGCACCGACUUACCUUUUUACGUUCGGGGAUUCCUACACCCAGACUGAGUUCACUGUCGAUGGCACACAGCCAUCUACCACAAACCCGAUGGGAAACCCCACACUAGGGGCUGGUACAACGAGCGGUGGUACUAAUUGGGUCGGAUACCUGACCACUCUAUACAAUGCCUCACCGGUACUUAGCUACAACUUUGCCGUUGGAGGAGCGACAAUCGACAAUUCUAUUGUCGAUACUAAGGUUAAGGAUGUGACAUCGCAAGUCCGGGACUUCGAGUUGGCAUAUAGCAAGAAGCCUAUAUCUGCGCCGUGGUCUUCAGAUAAUGCGGUGUUUGGGUUCUGGAUUGGAAUCAAUGAUAUCGGCUGGGGUCAUCAAAAUACCCAACCUAGUGUACUUGUGCCAAAAUUAAUGGCCCAGUACCGAUCUCUCGUUGAAAAAAUAUAUGCAUCUGGUGGGCGAAAGUUCCUUUUCCUCAAUGUCCCGCCUACGGAUCGGAGUCCUAUGAUCAUCAAAGAGGGACCGGAAGCUGUCAAGACAUACGCUACAUGGGUGAAGGCUUACAAUAAUGGCCUUGAAUCAAUGAUUAAUGACUUCAAGUCAACUUACACUGACACUACUAUCGUUCUUUACGAUACCUGGUCCUUCAUGCCGAAGAUCCUGGACGAUCCCCAGACAUAUGGAUUCCCGAAUGCCACUUGUUUCAAUGAAAAUGGAACUUCCUGUAUUUGGUGGAAUCAUUAUCAUCCCGGGCAGAACUACCAUAAACUACAGGCAGCGGAUAUGAUACAGUACUUGCAGCCUCUCGGUGCUUGGUAG